Molecule: messenger RNA, 3965 nt
Organism: Corythoichthys intestinalis (scribbled pipefish)
Lineage: Eukaryota; Metazoa; Chordata; Actinopteri; Syngnathiformes; Syngnathidae
Gene: ets1
Product: v-ets avian erythroblastosis virus E26 oncogene homolog 1
Exons: 8
Coding region: 250-1557 (435 amino acids)
Biological process (GO): regulation of transcription by RNA polymerase II; cell differentiation
Cellular component (GO): nucleus
Molecular function (GO): DNA-binding transcription factor activity, RNA polymerase II-specific; sequence-specific DNA binding
Source: RefSeq, a predicted model, not a curated record
AGGGUUGGGGCGGAAGGAGUGAGUGUGUGCGUGAGUGUGUGAGAAAGAACGAGGAAAAAAGGAGUGUGGACAGGCUGUGUGCCGGGAGAGGCAUAGUCAGAAAGAAAGUAGAGUUCGGUAGUGACAGAAAUCAGAUUUUUAGUUGAGUUUUAGAGACUUAAAAAAAGGUUAAAGUCAAAGGGACCGGAGCGCGCCAGCCUCCCUUCUCAAUAUUGAGUGAUCGGAGUGCCUCGAUUGAAAGCGGCUCUAAUGAUCAUGACGGCAGCUGUCGAUAUGAAGCCAACGUUGACAAUCAUAAAGGCUGAGAAAAUGGACGAUCCGGAGUGUGGAGAUGUUCCCCUACUAACUCCUGGAAGUAAAGAGAUGAUGUCACAAGCUCUAAAGGCUACGUUCAGUGGCUUCACCAAAGAACAACAGCGACUGGGUAUCCCCAAAGAUCCCAGACAGUGGACAGAAAACCAUGUUGCAGCAUGGCUAACUUGGACUGUGAAUGAGUUCAGCCUGAAGAAUGUGGAUUUUGACAGAUUUUGCAUGAAUGGCGGCAGCCUUUGUGCCAUGGGCAAAGAGCGCUUCCUGGACUUAGCACCCGACUUUGUGGGUGACAUCCUUUGGGAACAUUUAGAAAUGCUUCAAAAAGAAGAUACAAAGCAUUACACCAACAACGGACUGACCUCCAACUUCCAGGAAUCCCGUUAUACCUCAGACUACUUUGUCAGCUAUGGCGUUGAGCAUGCCCAGUGCGUUCCCCCCUCUGAAUACUCUGAGCCCAGCUUCAUCACAGAGUCCUACCAGACGCUUCAUCCUAUCAGCUCAGAAGAAUUACUGACACUGAAGUACGAGAGCGAAUACCCCACUGUCAUCCUUCGGGACACGCCCCUGAACCCACUGCAGGUCGACUACUUCUCUGUCAAACAGGAAGUGGUAUCCCCUGACAACAUGUGUGUGGGACGUCUGAGCAGAGGUAAGCUGGGUGGACAGGACUCUUUUGAAAGUAUCGAGAGCUUUGAAAGCUGCGACCGUUUGACGCAGUCCUGGAGCAGCCAGUCAUCUUUCAGCAGUCUACAGCGGGUACCUUCGUAUGACAGCUUCGACUCAGAGGAUUACCCAACAGCUUUACACGGCCACAAGCCCAAAGGCACUUUUAAAGACUAUGUGAGGGAACGUUCGGACCUCAGCAAAGACAAACCCGUCAUUCCAGCAGCAGCACUGGCAGGAUACACAGGCACGGGUCCUAUCCAGCUGUGGCAGUUUCUCCUGGAGCUGCUGACCGAUAAGUCUUGCCAGUCCUUCAUCAGCUGGACAGGCGACGGCUGGGAGUUCAAGCUUUCCGACCCAGAUGAGGUUGCUCGCAGGUGGGGAAAGAGGAAAAACAAGCCCAAGAUGAACUAUGAGAAGCUUAGCCGUGGCCUGCGCUACUACUAUGAUAAAAACAUCAUCCACAAGACAUCGGGGAAGCGCUAUGUGUACCGCUUUGUUUGUGACUUAAAAAGCUUGCUGGGCUACACUCCUGAGGAGCUGCACGCCAUGUUGGACGUAAAGCCGGACACGGACGAGUAAAAGUCAUCAAAAAACAAAAACAAUGAAGCCACAUGGACUGGCACUCAUUAAGUGGUCUUAACGAACCUUUAUUUAGGGGGAGGGGGGGAAUGUUUUCAAUGACUAACUUGUUUUCUCAUCUUAGCGCUCACAGAUGGGAUUUUAAAAGAGGACAAAAAGCCAAAAGCCUGUAUUCAUAUCCUGUUGCAUUUGAAGGUGUGCGUGUGCAACAUGCUAUAUUAUGCUAGUAUUUUUGAAUAUGUCGUUUCCACUGUGCUGGUGGAGCUCAAGACAAGAGGACCAAGACAGAAUUGUUAUUGAUUUUUCAGCUUGGACCAAAAAGUGUCAAGAUGAUGAGUAUUAUUUUGCUGAUACUGAUAGCGGCCCAUGCAACCCCAGCAGCAGGCAUGUAGGUUGUAAAAUGUAUAAACAAUGAAGGUAAAACUUUGGAACUAUAAAAGUAUAGCUGUAGAAGCCUUAAGGAGAAGUGUGCUGUUGGGAUUGGAUUGUGCGAGAUCACUCAUACCAAGAGGGUGUGAGAGACGACUGAAAGUAGCCGUUGCUUAUGAAACUCUUUCUUUACAUACUUUCUUGUCUGAGACACAUUGACUGAAAUUGUUGAGGGGGUUUUAUUUUUCUUUGCAUAUACCAGCAGUAUUAGCAAAUGGUAGACAAUCAUUGUGAGGAAUUCUAUGGUUGUUUUUUGCUGCUUUUUUCAGCAGUGUUGGGGUAGGCUCUUCAAAGUCACAAGUCAUAAGUGUAGUUGAGGUAAGAAGUUUCUUAAUUAAUGAAGGCAGAUGCAGAAUUUAGUGCUUAGUUUAGCAAAAAGAGAAAGGAAAGUUUAAUGUGUUGAAGGGAAAGAAAGUGAAAGAAUUCAAAGUGUUUUUGUGAGAAUUUAGUUAGAAAUUGUACUAAACGUUCAGCAUACUCCAUAAAUGAAAUAAAACAUUUGGGGACAAAUUAUUUUUAUUAUGUAAGUAAGCCUUUUUCAGACUUGGACACAAAAGUUUCCAAAAUGGUUUCUUGUGGGCUACCAAAAAAAUCAUUGAGCAAGCACAUACACUGGUAAGCAGUCAGUUUGUCAAUAAAGACAAUAAAUGAUAAGUUGUCACUAUAUAUAUAUAUAUAUAUAUAUAUAUAUAUAUAUAUAUAUAUAUAUAUGUUUACUGGCUACUAAUGCAUCAUUUUGUUGGAAAUUCUAUUAAAUUCUCAUGAAAACACGCUCAAGUAAGUACAUAGUUUGAGAAAGAAUGUAAAGGAUUUGAAGUUGUAGAGGGAGCGCUUUAUUUCAAUAUUGUAUGUUGGUGCAUAAAGAUUCACUGGUUCCAGAUGAGACUGACAAAUGGGCUGUACACUGGCUUUAUGGGAAAUGCCAAAGUUGAGCAUCAUCUUAUAAAUACAAUGUUAUUGUUUACAGUAGCUGAAUGUUACUCAUAUUGAUGAAAAUAGCUUUGGAGAUGUCUAUUUGUACAGAUUGUGUUUCAUAAUGCAUCACUGAGUUCCGGAUUACGCAAAUAAGCAAGCGACAAAGCCGGAAUAAUAACCAAAAAGCUUGUGAGGUCUUUGGACACAGUGCUUUGUGCACAGACCCUAAAGGUAGGAAAGCAGGGACUGUGGUUCACUCACAAUUUUAAGAAUGGAACGGCACACCUGGCUUUAGCACAAUGACUCGUGUAUUUAGCUUAUAGGGGUCUCCCACUGAUUGUUUCAAUUUGUGUUUCAUUGUCAUUGGGAAUAUGUUUGUCCAGCUAUGAUUAUCUAUAGCACUGACUCAUGAACGUACACCAACAAUUCGAUUUGAUCCUGAACUCACAUCAAUUACACUGUUGUCUUUUUUGUUUUGUUUUCCUACGUGCUUAAAACAAUUUUUGUAACAGCUCUUAUUUUGAAGAGGAACUUUAGCAUAGACUGUUUCAUUCCUUUCAAACUUCAGUUCAUUUUAAAGUUUAUUCUGCUGAGUAAAUCUGUUGAAAUUUUAAAUAUUUUAAAACAUUUUAUACAGUCACAGAUCUACUGUAAUGUAUUUGGAAAACAUUAGCUGGUAAAUGCCUGUCCUUUAUUUGUGACAUGUGCAUAUUCCCCUCUUAAAUGACUCAGAAGCAUUGUUUUUUUUUUUUUUUUUUUUUUAACUUUUUUGUAUGUUUUAUCGUAUUUUUGUUAUGAGAUUUUUUAUUGUAUUUAGUUCACAAACAUUUGAAUUUUUUUAAAAUAAUUUAUAUUUUCUAUAAAAAGGAUUUGCAGACAUCUGGUGCAUCUGGGAUAAAAAGGUAGCACAGGAUUGAACAAUGUAGCGAUUUUUUUUUUUUUUUUUAAAUAGAUUUGUCUGUUAGAGAAAAAGGCUGAUGCUGGCCCAUCAAUGAUUUCUGCUGGAAAGGUUUUGUAGCCUCUAUUUCUAAAAUGUACUUAAUGUACUUUAAAAAUGUUAUAAA